AUGGGAGAAAGCUUAGAAGAGCUUUGCCGUUUAUGUGCGGCCUUUGAUCCAGUGAAAAUGCCGAUAUUCAGUUCGGAAGGAAAACAGAGGAAUUUGAUCGUCAAAAUACAGACUUGCCUGCGAUUCAAGGUUCGAAAACUCGGUAGUGGCUAG
Messenger RNA from Pediculus humanus corporis (human body louse), 153 nucleotides. RefSeq lists its product as uncharacterized. Lineage: Eukaryota; Metazoa; Arthropoda; Insecta; Psocodea; Pediculidae. The record is from RefSeq and is a predicted model, not a curated record. The transcript is spliced from 2 exons. Bases 1 to 153 code for a protein of 50 amino acids.